Molecule: messenger RNA, 2569 nt
Organism: Cololabis saira (Pacific saury)
Lineage: Eukaryota; Metazoa; Chordata; Actinopteri; Beloniformes; Belonidae
Gene: sgk3
Product: serum/glucocorticoid regulated kinase family member 3
Exons: 17
Coding region: 328-1788 (486 amino acids)
Biological process (GO): protein phosphorylation
Molecular function (GO): ATP binding; phosphatidylinositol binding; protein serine/threonine kinase activity
Source: RefSeq, a predicted model, not a curated record
UUCAUUGGAACUUUCUACGUUUGGAACAAACGGACGUUUCCUGCUUCCCUCAUCCGCCACACACUCGCCAGCUCACACUAAACACACAUUGUUUUGGAGGUUUGGGGGAUCUCUGCCCCUAACCAGCCCGGAACAUGUCAGCCGUGACGACACUUUAACCGCAUCAGACUGAAAUACAUCAACUGGAACUGCGAACACAGAUGAACACAUGAAAACACUGCAAGCAGUGAACCAGCAUGGAGAUUGACCAUCUGUAUACUUAACCCCUUAAUCUGGAGGACUCAUCAUUUAAUGACUUUGCACCUUUGAGAAGUGACACACCAUAAGAUGGAGGAACAACCUAGCCUUCCAAAUGUCAGCAUACCCUGCCACAAUGAGCAAAGGGACAAGAAGAAGCGUUACACAGUUUACAAAGUUAUGGUCUCUGUUGGACAAAGUGAAUGGUUUGUCUUCAGGCGGUAUGCCGAGUUUGACAAGCUCUACAACACACUAAGGAAACAAUUCCCAUCUAUGAACUUAAAAAUUCCAGCAAAGAGGAUAUUUGGGGACAAUUUUGACCCGGAGUUCAUCAAGCAAAGAAGAGCAGGGUUGCAUGAAUUCAUUAAGCGGAUUGUCUCACAUCCUGAGCUAUGCAACCAUCCAGAUGUGAGGGCCUUUCUACUGAUGGACAAAAUGCAGUGCUUUUCAGAUGCCUCUGAGGACGAAGAAGACAAAAACAGCUCUACCUCCAGAAACAUUAACCUGGGACCCUCUGGAAAUCCACAUGCCAAGCCUACAGACUUUGACUUCUUGAAAGUUAUAGGAAAAGGCAGUUUUGGGAAGGUUUUCCUUGCAAAACGAAAACAUGAUGAAAAGUAUUAUGCUGUCAAAGUCUUGCAAAAAAAGGUCAUCCUCAACAGAAAAGAGCAAAAACACAUCAUGGCAGAGCGCAAUGUGCUGCUGAAGAAUGUGAAACACCCCUUCCUGGUUGGGCUUCAUUAUUCCUUCCAGACCACAGACAAGUUGUACUUCAUCUUGGAUUUCAUCAACGGUGGAGAACUUUUCUUUCAUCUACAAAAAGAACGGACUUUUCCAGAGCCCAGAGCUAAGUUUUACAUCGCUGAAAUGGCGAGUGCACUUGGAUAUCUGCAUUCUCUCAACAUUGUUUACAGAGACUUGAAGCCAGAGAACAUUCUUCUUGACCAUGAGGGACAUAUCGUCCUGACGGACUUUGGAUUGUGCAAGGAAGGCAUUUCCCAGACAGAUACCACCUCUACAUUUUGUGGAACCCCUGAGUACUUGGCUCCAGAGGUCCUCAGGAAGCAGCCGUAUGAUAAUACAGUGGACUGGUGGUGUCUGGGAUCAGUGCUGUAUGAAAUGCUCUUCGGCUUGCCACCAUUCUAUAGUAGGGACACACAUGAGAUGUAUGAUAACAUCCUCCACAAACCGCUGGCGAUGCGUCCUGGUGCAUCUAGUGCAGCCUGGUCUCUCCUCCAAGGCCUGCUGGAGAAGGACGGCACACACAGACUAGGCUCUAGAGAUGACUUUAAUGAGAUCAGAUCACACGCCUUUUUUUCUUCUAUCAACUGGGAUGACCUUGAAAACAAGAGGGUCCCUCCCCCAUUCAAACCCAAACUGAGCUCUUUCUCUGAUAUUUCGAACUUUGAUCCAGAGUUCACAGAAGAAAUGGUUCCCAACUCCAUCUGCUGGGCUCAAGAACAUUCCAUUAUCAAUGCUAGUGUCAUGGAGGCUGACGAUGCCUUUGUGGGCUUCUCUUACGCCCCUCCUUCUGAUGAUUCCUUCCUAUAAAACAUUCCCAGUUUAAGUUGUCUUAAGUUGUCUUAACUAUUGUAACUUUUUUGUUUUGACUAAAGGGAAACAUUUGUUAAUGAUUAACUUGUUCUAUGAAGCCAAAGCAAGCAGCGGAGUAGAAACUGCACUUAAAACAGAAUUUAAUCAAAAGAAAGUCUUUCUAUUUUACCUAUCCGUAUUUAUAUAAAGAUAUAUAUAUAUAGAACAUAUGUUAUUUUUAGAAUUAAGGACGGCUGCAUUCUAUUUAUGUUUCUUGUCCUUUCUAAAAUGAUCCUUUAAAAAGCCUUAAAUUCAUCCCUGAAAGAUAUUCAAUGAGCAUUCAUCUGAGAAACUUGAACAGUUCACUGGAAGCAAGAGAGCACCAUUUGAUUGUCAGAUGGAAUUGUGUUUGUCCAUGUAAUUACUGUAAAAUUAAACUUGUACCAUUUAUGUUAACUGAGCUGGAUGUAAAGAUACUUGAUAGAUCACUGAAUAAAACAUUUUGGUUUAUAGGUCACCUUAAAAAGAAAAAAAAGAUUGACUGUCUUCUACUUCUUAAGCUACUUUUCUGUUUGUCUGGACAAAUAUCAAUUGAAUUGUCUCUGUUUUUAGUAGAUUGUAUGUUAUUUGCUAUUAUGUGCCUUAACACUUCUGUUCAUAUUAAAACAAAAUUUGACAUCUGUGAUACUUGUCAUCAGUUGGCAGACAACAAGGCAUCCAUCUAUCUAUCUAUCUAUCUAUCUAUCUAUCUAUCUAUCUAUCUAUCUAUCUAUCUAUCUAUCUAUCUAUCUAUCUAUCU